AUGGAGCUGAUGGUGCUGCUCAAUGCUCUGGUUACCCGCCUGCUUUUCGUGUUGCACUCUCUCAUCGGGGUCUGGAGAGUGACUGCAGUGAAGAAAGAACCCAAGUACUGGCUGCUGGCACUGCUCAAUCUUCUCCUGUGCCUGGAGACAGGGCUCACCCUCAAGUUUAAGCAAGGCAGAGGCUACAAAUGGUUUUCACCAGCAAUAUUUUUAUAUCUGAUUUGCACAAUACCAUCCCUGUGGCUACUAGAAAUUCAUCACGGGACUCAGUACUGUGGUAAUGAGCCUGGAGCAGUUCAGGUGAAUGUCAGCAACCAAGACUUCAAUCAGUCAAGAUACAGCAGUUAUGGAAGUGAGGGAACAGAUCACCACAUCAUUCAGACGGCUAAAGUCUUUGUGAAUCAGCUCUCCACCAUCUGUGAGACUGUAUGGACACUGGCCCUGCACCAGACUUUUCUACUGCUACUAGUAGUUGGGAGAUGGCUUCUUCCCAUUGGAGUUGAAAUCACGCGGGAUCAGUUGUCUCAGCUGCUUCUCAUGUUUGUGGGAACAGCAGCAGAUAUACUUGAAUUUGCUAGUGAAACCUUGGACAUUGAAGAUGUUCGGAAGAAUUAUGUUCUUAUAAAUGCAAUUCUUGCUGUAUGGACCUGGAGUAUGUUACAGUUUCCACUUGAUCUUGCAGUACAGCAUAUUGGCUGCAAACCAACUGCAUCAACGAGGCGGGUGCCCAGCCUGCUGCUGUGCAGGUACAGUGCGGAACUGUGGAACAUCGGGGUCAGCCUUUUCAUACAGGAUGGUCCUUUCUUCAUUGUACGUUCAAUCCUGAUGGGCCACUUCAGGAUAUUCAAUCAGAUGCUGGUGUUUUUUACAGCUAAGAAUAUCUUAGUUGUGAUUCUACAACUGUAUCGUUUGGCAGUGAUAUCGUUAGACUUCCGUGCUACCGUUCUGCAGAAGAGCAGGAAAGGAGAAGUCAGCUGUUGCCCAUGUGAGCCUUAUGAAGCCAGUACUCAUGCUAUUGCUGACCAGGACAACGAAAUGAAAGAGUUUGUCACUUUUCCUCCAAAAGAGGAAUCCCAAGCUCCAUCAGAAAAUCAGUGAGCACAGUUGCUGACUUGAAAGAGGUUGCAUUUCCCCUGAUCAAAUAUACCUUGAGUGCCUAAGUCAUCUUCUCCAUCAAGAGACUGACAGCAUCUUCUAAAACAUAAGGGAAAUUUCUGAAGGAAAUUCAUAUAAGUGGGAUAUUUCAUUAUCCACUUUUAUGGUGGGUUUUGACUAGUUCCCUAUUAUAUUAUCCACAGGGAUUUUGUAGCCAUAGUUUGUAGUAGCAAGAAAGGUUUGGCACACUCACAAAGUUGGUUGGCACUGUGCUAACAUGUACUUACAUGUAUUCAAAUAGAAGGCUAAGGCUAUCGAUUAUGGGAAGUAAGGAAGCAUUUAGCUCUACUUGAAUGGUCAGGCUGUAACUAGAGUGGGAUGAACAAUAUGUUCAGAGAGUAUGGGAGCAACUUCAGCAGCAACAAUUGUGCAGAUACACAAGUGAAGGGAGGUAUCAGAUUUCUACUGUUAUUGUGACAUCUAAACAUUGUUCAUUCAAGAAAUUAAAGAAAAACUUGAACUGAA
This is a messenger RNA of Colius striatus (speckled mousebird), 1620 nucleotides long. RefSeq names its product transmembrane protein 26 (gene TMEM26). The record is from RefSeq and is a predicted model, not a curated record. The coding region runs from base 1 to 1098 and encodes 365 amino acids. The transcript is spliced from 6 exons. Lineage: Eukaryota; Metazoa; Chordata; Aves; Coliiformes; Coliidae.